UUCGUUACACAUCCAGUAGACUGUUCGGAUAGGAUCCUCAACCGUGGCACUCUCUCUCUCUCUCUCUCUCCAUGGGUGUGGCUGUUCUGGCCCUGAACCAGCAAUUGCUUUGCGUCACAAACUUUAAAUCAAGGAUAAAACCAUGGCUUCCCGGCACAAAAUCCACCCUUACCCAUCCAAAACUCAUAAACAGGAAAACCCAUUUUUCGUUUAUCUCUUCUUCUUCUUCUUCUUCUUCACAGUCACCUGAAGCCAAUACAGACACUGCCGAGUCUUGUGUCAACUUGGGUCUCCAGCUAUUCUCCAGAGGACGGGUUAAAGAUGCCUUGGUCCAAUUUGAAACAGCACUUGAUUUAGAUCCCAAUCCAAUGGAGGCUCAAGCUGCACUGUAUAACAAAGCAUGCUGUCAUGCAUACAGAGGGGAAGGAAAGAAAGCUGCUGAAUGUCUUCGUACUGCAUUGAGAGAAUAUAACCUCAAAUUUGGCACUAUUUUGAAUGAUCCUGACUUGGCCUCCUUUAGGGCUCUGCCUGACUUCAAGGAAUUGCAGGAAGAGGCUAGAUUGGGUGGGGAAGAUGUAGGCUAUGGUUUUCGAAGAGAUCUUAAACUCAUCAGUGAAGUUCAAGCUCCAUUUCGUGGAGUUAGGAGAUUCUUUUCCGUGGCAUUUACAGCAGCUGCAGGAAUUUCACUGUUUCUCACUAUACCUAGGCUAUUCCUUGCAAUUAAAGGUGGUGAUGAUGCUCCUGAUCUCAGGGAAACUGUUGGAAAUGCUGCCAUCAACAUUGGAGGUAUUAUUGCUUUUGUGGCAUUAUUUAUUUGGGACAACAAGAAAGAGGAAGAACAACUUGCCCAAAUAUCCCGAAAUGAAACUCUAUCAAGAUUGCCACUGCGCCUUUCCACUAAUCGGAUUGUUGAACUCGUCCAGCUGCGGGACACUGUUAGGCCUGUUAUUUUAGCAGGGAAAAAGGAGACUGUUUCUGUAGCAAUGCAGCAGGCAGACAGGUUUCGGACUGAACUCCUUAGACGUGGUGUUCUUAUAGUUCCAGUCAUAUGGGGUGAAAGUAGGGAGCCACAACUAGAGAAGAAAGGCUUUGGUGCACAUCAAAAGGCAGCAGCAGCCUCUCUUCCCUCUGUUGGGGCAGAUUUUGAGAAACGUGCUCAGUCUAUCACUGCAAAGUCAAAGCUGAAAGCUGAAAUUCGAUUCAAGGCUGAGACUGUAUCACCAGCUGAAUGGGAAAGGUGGAUAAAGGAUCAGCAGAAAUCUGAAGGAGUAACUCCUGGUGAGGAUGUCUACAUUAUAUUGCGGCUAGAUGGCCGGGUACGAAGAUCAGGGAAAGGAAUACCAGACUGGCAACAAAUUGUACAGGAGCUGCCACCAAUGGAAGCAUUCCUAAGCAAGCUCGAAAAAUAAAAUCUCCAUAUGUGUCUAUCAUUGUAUAGUAACUUUGGCCAUGCCAAUUUUCAAUUUUGAUGUGGAAGAAACUAAUAUAGAUUACAAGUGAAAUAUUUUUGGGCCAA
Humulus lupulus (European hop) is the source of this 1516-nucleotide messenger RNA. Its product is annotated as protein LOW PSII ACCUMULATION 1, chloroplastic. Gene Ontology annotation, molecular function: protein binding. Gene Ontology annotation, cellular component: chloroplast. Gene Ontology annotation, biological process: photosystem II oxygen evolving complex assembly. Lineage: Eukaryota; Viridiplantae; Streptophyta; Magnoliopsida; Rosales; Cannabaceae. The transcript is spliced from 9 exons. The record is from RefSeq and is a predicted model, not a curated record. Bases 72 to 1409 code for a protein of 445 amino acids.